Exophiala viscosa is the source of this 1430-nucleotide messenger RNA. RefSeq names its product inorganic pyrophosphatase. The record is from RefSeq and is a predicted model, not a curated record. Gene Ontology annotation, cellular component: cytoplasm; nucleus. Lineage: Eukaryota; Fungi; Ascomycota; Eurotiomycetes; Chaetothyriales; Herpotrichiellaceae. Gene Ontology annotation, molecular function: magnesium ion binding; inorganic diphosphate phosphatase activity. The coding region runs from base 90 to 1298 and encodes 402 amino acids. Gene Ontology annotation, biological process: phosphate-containing compound metabolic process. The transcript has 6 exons.
GAGGUGUACUAGUAAGAAGUUACAACAAGUAGAAAGGGACAACAGACACGGGCGAUCUAAAGCCAGUUCAAUCUCAUUCAAUUCAACUCAUGCACAGACUCCAGUCUUCUACAAUCAAACAUCACCUGCGCCCCCGAACCUGCAGCAGCUGUAUCCGCGACCGCAACCGCAACUGGACCUUUGCCUCUGCGUCUGCGUCUGCCACUCACAAUCUAUCGUCAUUUCACCGCCAAUUCCAAUCGUCAACACCCCGCGCCCUGGCUCCCACCAAGUUUACACAAAAUUCUGUUUCUGUUUCCUCCCCUCCCCUCCGUCCCUCAUCCGCAACAAUAGCUUCACAACGGUCUGAAGCUAUUUCUCGACACCUCUCUACCUCUACGCCCGCCAAUAUGUCCUACAGCAAGCAACCCUCAGAGUUCCAGCCUCGCAAGGUUGGUGCUCUGCACACCCUCGAUUUCAGAUGCUUCAUUGAAAAGGAUGGCACUCCGGUCUCACCUUUCCACGACAUUCCUCUCUAUGCCAAUGAGCAACAGACAGUGCUCAACAUGGUCGUCGAGAUCCCCAGAUGGUCAAAUGCUAAGCUUGAGAUCUCUAAAGACGAGUUCUUGAACCCCAUCAAGCAGGAUAUCAAGAAGGGCAAGCUUCGAUUCGUCCGCAACUGCUUCCCCCACAAGGGCUAUCUGUGGAACUACGGUGCUUUCCCAAGAACCUGGGAAGACCCCAAUGUCGUACACCCGGAGACCAAGGCAAAGGGCGACAAUGACCCGUUGGACGUCUGCGAAAUUGGCGAACUUGUUGGCUACACCGGUCAGGUUAAGCAGGUCAAGGUCCUUGGAGUGAUGGCUCUCUUGGAUGAGGAGGAGACGGACUGGAAGAUCAUUGUCAUCGACAUCCACGAUCCCCUUGCCCCCAAGCUCAACGACAUCGAGGACGUUGAACGUCAUCUACCUGGCCUCCUCCGCGCUACAAACGAAUGGUUCCGUAUCUACAAAAUCCCAGACGGAAAGCCCGAGAACCAGUUCGCAUUCAGCGGCGAGUGCAAGAACAAGAAGUAUGCCGAAGAGAUCAUCCGCGAAUGCAGCGAUGCUUGGGAACGUCUCGUUACUGGCAAGCAACAGCGUGGUGAAAUCAACCUCGCCAACGUCACGAAUUCCGCUUCUCCAGACCGUGUGGACCAGUCUCAACUCUCCAAGAUCCCUCAAGGACAGAACGUUCCACCUGCGCCGAUUGAUGGCAGUGUUGACAAGUGGUUCUUCAUUUCUGGAGCUGGAGCGACAUCGACCGACUACAUCAAAUAAAAGAUCCACGGAGUACCAUUGACAGCAUAUCCUAUGUUACAGGUCCUCGAAUACCUAGGUAGACAAAAACAACCCACAUACUAGUAUGUAGUGAGCUUAGCUAGAAUGGAAAGUUCCUAUUCUCUCGCUCAA